AUGAGACACCAAGCACUUAUUGGAGAACCUCCUGCUUCAGUCAGCAGCUCAUCAACUGCGAGCAGUGUACCGUCAGGUGGCGCUAGAAGAAAAACACCACGUUCAAUUUUACCCUCACAACCUGGAUCAUCAAAUUCAGUUCCAGGGACAAGUCGGGGAGGGCCCCCAGAUCCAGGAGAUAUGCUUAUUACGACCCCCCACCCUUACCUGGGGGAACCCCCUCCAUCUUCAAGUCAGAAAAAAGAAUUCCCAAAUGAUAAAAUACUUCACCAGACUGAAGCCAGGGUCAAAUCAAAAGCAUUUGUAGAUGAUUGGACAUGUCAGCAAUGCACUACUUCCAACAACCCUGGGUUGACAUAUUGUGGAAUUUGCGGGAACCCUCGUCCGGAUGGUAUGGUGGCACCAAUACCUCCAACGCUUCUAACAAAACUUGAGAGAGAACCCAAGCCAAGGAGCAGGCCCCAGGUUCAAUCCCUGUCACAGGCACCUUCUACUAGCGGGCUACCAUCAACAAGAAUGAGUUUAAGAGAAAGGAUAUCAACAUUAUCGACAUCAUCUUUAGAAAGUACGGACUUGAAUACAACAUUUAAAGUUGAGAGUAUUAUGAUGGAACAAUUGAGAUUAAAGCAAGAAAAUGAUGCUAAUAAAAUAUUUGAAGGAAUCAUUGAAUACUGUAGAAUGGCUGAUGACAAAUUUGUGGACGACCAGUUCAGACCGAGCCAUGAAAUACUUCAUUAUCCCAACAGUCAGUACAAUCACCAAGCUGUCUGGUUGAGACCACAUCAGAUCAAUUGCAGAGACCCACAAUAUGAGCAUAGGCAAUGGACCGUGUUCUGCACUGAAGGUCCCGAAACAACAGACAUUCAACAAGGAAUUCUAGGGAACUGCUGGUUUCUGAGCGGAUUAUCUGUUUUGGUAGAACGACCAGACUUGCUCCGAAAUAUUUUCAUUACACGGGAAUACAGUAAAUAUGGAGCCUAUAUGAUUAGAUUAUGCAAGGAUGGCAUCUGGCAAUCUCUUUUUAUUGAUGAUUUAUUGCCAUGUAACAUGCAUGGAGAGCUGCUUUAUACACAGGCUAGAAGAAAACAGCUCUGGGUUCCUCUAAUUGAGAAAGCACUUGCUAAAGUCCAUGGAUGCUACGAGGCCCUACAAGCAGGAAGAUCAAUUGAAGGACUUGCAACCUUGACUGGAGCUCCUUGUGAAAGUCUACAGUUAGUCGUCGGGCCAGACAUGAUUGAACCAGAGCCAGAUUUAAUCUGGGUUCGUCUUUUGAGUUCGAAGGAGGCUGGGUUUCUCAUGGGCGCCUCGUGUGGCGGAGCAAAUAUGGAAGUGGACGAGGAUAUGUACGACAGAGUCGAUCUUCGAGUCCGACAUGCGUACAGCGUUUUGGAUGUCAGGAAUGAGCGUAUGGAUAACGGUGGAAAUGUCAAACUUCUGCAACUACGCAAUCCAUGGGCCCAACAAUCCUGGUCCGGUGAUUGGUCAGAUAACUCAGAGAUGUGGUACGAUAACCCAAGGUUACAGGAACGACUGAAUCCAACACAAUCAUAUCAUGGGAUAUUCUGGCUUUGUUUUGAUGAUAUGUUAAGAUAUUUCGACAGCGUUGAUAUUUGUAAGAUCAGAGACACAAACUGGGCGGAGACAAGAAUAUCAGGGGAAUUCCCUGAUUCUGCCUCCCAACCCCCCGCUUCGUACUUUCUUGAAGUAUAUCAAUCGACGGAAAUUGAUUUGUCAAUAUUCCAACAGGGGUCAAGGAGUCAAGAAACUUCAGGGCGCCAUCCAGUGGAUAUCUGCGUCUGUGUGUUCAGAAGUAGCGAGCAAGCUGCGACCUCCGAUCCACAUUCUGAAGUCGUGUUGGGACCUCUAGUGGCUUGCAGUCGAAGACAGGUUAAAAGGCACGGUUCCUGUUCCCAAUUCUUGGAACCUGGCAUCUAUCAAAUUGUAACUCUUGGUUUUAAUCAUUGGAGAUCGGCAUAUGGGAUUACGGGUGCUGCAGCUGCAGCAGCAGCAUUGAGGGAUCCAGAACAUCCAAAAUUCGUGUUAGCGCUACAUACUAGUCGUCCGAUUUCACUGAGUCAUUUUCCUGCUAAUCCAACACUUUUUGCUGACGCAACGAUUGAGCUUGUGAUGAAAAAAGGAGAAAAAAAAGAUGUACGGGACUGUGCGACAUGUUAUUAUUUAACCCGUGGAUGGGCUGGUUUAGUCGUAGUAGCGGAGAAUCGACAUCCAACCCGACAUAUGCAAAUUGUUUGUGAUUGCAUGGAUUCAAGGAACGUGGUAUCUACGAGAGGAGUUAAUAAAACAAGUGACAGUGUUCCCCCUUUACACAAACAAGUACUUAUAGUGCUGACGCAACUUGACGGCCAUAGUGGAUUUACAAUAACACAUAAAACUUAUCCAUAG
Molecule: messenger RNA, 2403 nt
Organism: Styela clava
Lineage: Eukaryota; Metazoa; Chordata; Ascidiacea; Stolidobranchia; Styelidae
Source: RefSeq, a predicted model, not a curated record